AAAUUUUUUUGUAGUAUACACCCUUAGAACUGUAGUAAGCAGAGUGAAAGGGCGUUCAGGUAAUUUUGAUUUAAUUUAAACAAUGCAGCAAAUCCCUAAGGCAGGUAUUCCACUAUUUCUUGCAUACGCAAAGAAUUCCCCUAAAUUGGUGUUGAAAGAACAAGAAAUCUAGUCACUAACGGAAAACCCGCAUCGAUUUGCAGCUAAAAGGCCAGGGUUGUCAGUUUGAUGUAUUGUGUUCCUCGAGAUUCUCAGACGUGUGAACUUGCCCGUUUAUUUGGUCGGGGUUAUUUUGGGUGAGUUAGAUCUGAAUAUGCUUGAACAGGGCGAAGUCAUGAAUUGGGUUUUUUGUUGGUUUGGCUCUUUAAGGUUAUGUGUUCAGUUUUAGAACUUCUAGAGCUUGGAGCCUCUGGCUGUAGAGCCAUUUUGAAGCUAUAUUUCGUGUUCGUCGCAGCAAAUUGCUCUUUGUUCUCUUGAUUUUAUCAUUGUUAUGGAUAAUGGAGGUACUGAAUCUGUAAGCUUUGCUUUUAACGUUCUAUCUCCCUAGAUUGAAGUGGUUUUAUAUAUUUGAGUUGUGAAACAGAGUAAAAGGGCUUUCAUAGAUGGGGAGGCCUUUGUUCUACGAGAUACUGGAAAAACCUGCGACCAGUUGUAUUAUAGGAAUAUGCAGUGCAAUUUGGUUCUAUAUACAGAAGAAAAACAUUGGGUACUCGCAUGUGGGUCUGAGUUAUGAGACGGCCAUUGAAGGCCACCAUUGGAGGAUAAUAACCUCAGCGUUUUCCCAUAUAAGUGUUCUCCAUCUCGUAUUCAAUAUGAGUGCCCUGUGGAGUCUUGGUGUGGUUGAGCAGUUAGGGCACAUGGGUCUUGGGAUGGAGUUCUAUCUCCAUUACACUCUGGUGUUGGUUAUUUUGUCAGGGGUGUUGGUUCUUGUGGUGUACCAUGUUUUGAUCCAAAAGUUCAAGAUAGAGUAUUUUCGGAGAGUGACUGCCGUUGGGUACUCAUGUGUUGUUUUUGGCUGGAUGACCAUUCUCUCUGUGAAGCAGCCCUCAUCGAAGUUGGAUCUAUUUGGGUUUCUUUCCCUGCCUAUCAGUUUUGCACCAUUUGAGUCACUUGUCUUUACUUCAAUAAUUGUCCCACAGGCCAGUUUCAUUGGGCAUUUAUCUGGAAUUAUUGUUGGAUACUCUAUUGCAUGGGGUUUAAUUCAUGGGAUGAAUAACUAUUGGGCAUUAUCAAUGUUGGGUUGGACUCUGCUUAUGUUUGUCUUCAGUUUGAAGAGAUCUGGAGCAUAUGAUUUCAACUUUCUUGAGAUUGAACCCGUAACAGAUCCUUCCUUGCCGUCUGUGCGGUUUCUUGGAUCAGGCAAUGGUAGAACCUUGCAGAUGAAUACUCUGCCAGUUGGAGGUGCUGAACUUGUGUAACUACUUCAGGAUCUUACGAUUCUUUGUAGGACUGCGCAGUUAUAUCUUAGUCAUAUCUAAGAUUUCUGUCUCAAGCUGGUGUUGUCUGCUCACAACUGCAACAAUAUUAAUGGAUUUGUUCAAUUUUUUUUGGAUCUUAUGCAGUCAUAUGAUGUUAGAGUUUCUGAUUGCUGCUGUGUGCAUCUCAAUGGUACCCGACAUAGCAUGUAAGAUUACUGGGCAUUGUUGUUCACUGAUGCUUUAUUUAUUAUGCAACAGAAAGAUUGUUUUUUUGUCUGUUGAAAUUUAUGCAUUCACGAUCAUGAAGAAUAUUACUUGUAUUACAAUUUUUUUAAAGAAAAAAUGGAUGAAAACAACAGAAGAAUGAAUUUGUUUAUGCCA
Molecule: messenger RNA, 1799 nt
Organism: Malania oleifera
Lineage: Eukaryota; Viridiplantae; Streptophyta; Magnoliopsida; Santalales; Ximeniaceae
Product: RHOMBOID-like protein 13
Exons: 2
Coding region: 603-1418 (271 amino acids)
Cellular component (GO): membrane
Molecular function (GO): serine-type endopeptidase activity
Source: RefSeq, a predicted model, not a curated record